Panicum virgatum (switchgrass) is the source of this 863-nucleotide messenger RNA. Its product is annotated as zinc finger SWIM domain-containing protein 7-like. The record is from RefSeq and is a predicted model, not a curated record. Gene Ontology annotation, biological process: double-strand break repair via homologous recombination. The transcript has 4 exons. Gene Ontology annotation, molecular function: zinc ion binding. Gene Ontology annotation, cellular component: Shu complex. Lineage: Eukaryota; Viridiplantae; Streptophyta; Magnoliopsida; Poales; Poaceae. The coding region runs from base 145 to 555 and encodes 136 amino acids.
CGCAACCCCGGUCCGGUGGCCGGGUUCCUCCUCCACUCUCGCUGCGUCAAAACGUCGAACAGCUCGCGCGCGCGACGCAGCCACCACAACCCCACCCCACUUGCCGUUAACCAGCAGCAGUCGUCGCCGACUCGCCGCCGUCCAAUGUCCGCCGCCACCAGCAUCUCCCUCGCCGUCGCCGACGCCAUCUGGGAUGAGAUCAAGUCCGCGGGCCGCGCAUCCGACGAGCACCUAUCCAUCCUCGAGACGCUGUUCGGCAAGAACAUGCUUCGCUCCUGCAAGAUCGUCGACGAGCGCGGCGUCCGCCGCGUCACCGGCGCGCCCAGCGGCCGCUCGCUCUUCCUGGUGAUGGGGGAGUCGAAGAGGAAGGAGGAGUACCUCUGUUUCCCAGAGCACCUCUGCACCUGCUGCUCCUUCUUCUACGACAUUGUAGGGCGCGGCGAGCAGCUCUGCUGUAAGCACCAAUUAGCGGCGCGGCUUGCAGAGGCUGUAGGUGAACACCAAGAGAUGGAAGUAACAGAUGAGGAGCUCGCACAAAUGCUUGCAAAACUCUGAGAGUGUGAAAGUUUGAAUUCUUCAGAAUGCACAAAACACUUAUGAAAUGUUUCUUACUUUCGUCUCCUUGCCCAGUAACACUGAUGCAAAGUAUUUAUGCAUCCAGACUACAAUAGGAAGAUGGCGUGCCAGAAAACUCGAUGGAGUCGGCAUUGCAUCAUCAUCCUUUUUUAGUUUAUAUUGAACAAAUAACUUAUAAGAAUGUGGCCUGAUGUAUGCAUAGUCAUGUGAACUACUUGAUGAAUUUAGAUGAGCAUAAUGUGUUCGGUGUUCACUUGCUAUUGAGUUAGCUUCAUGUGCUUCUUUUA